UAAUAUUUGAGGAUUAAAAAUCCCGCUCAGUUAUUCACUGCAAAAGUAAUGUGCACCUCUUCUUUUCUUUCCAGAACCUUAACAGAAUCGUCACCGCCAACUAAACAGCCAUUAAACAGCGGUUUAAAAACUUGUGAACGGGAAUAUCCAGGAUAAGAUCGUAUCGACUCCCCGUUUGAUGCGCAGCGGAAUGAGGGACCGAAAUAACUCGCUUGAGAAAAUCAAAAUAGGGCUCAUUGAAGCGUGCAAGUCGCCGGAGUGAGUGGAGGCUGCGGUGGAUGCGCGCGUGCCUGGCAUUGGCGCUCUCGGCUCUUGGACAGAUCGAUCGGCCCUGUGUGGGGGGAAAGAGUUCAUCCUCUGGUUCUCGGAGUGUCUCUCCUCUCUGGACUGAGGCCCCGCCACCUCUGUCCACUCAGGUGGCAGUAGUAAAUCAGGACUGAGGCCCCACUACCUCAGUCCAAGAUGGACUCGGGCGAUACCCGCCUCACGAGCAUCCCCCUCUCCCACAUCCUGGAGAAUAUGGUUGUGUUUUGCCUUUCAAGCUCUCAUUGUCUCUGUGUAGACAACGCCGAAAACCUACAGCCCUGACAGCAAAACAAGUUUGGAAGAUUCUUUAAUCUCAACGUACUAAGUUUUGACAACUUGUUGUUUUCUGAGUUCGGGCCAGGAGGAUUACUUGACAGUGUUCUCACUCCCGUAAAGACCCCCGUGUCUUCAGGGGAAAACAAAAGCCCUACCACCCUGACAACCAGUCGGCUGUAACACGACGCACGACAAAUAUCUUGUACAGUCUGUAUGGAAUAGCGGACAGAAGGACGGAGAAUAUGACGAGUGUGUCUGCCUCGGCCGCCGUGACCCCCCCUGUCCUCUACACUCCCAUGAACAGCACCGAUGUGUACAUCCCGUACGGCAUCAACGGCUCCCUUUAUGUCAAUACCACCUCCCCAAAUGGCACAGACCUGUUCGGGAACAUCACAAAUACCACCCUAGCGCCACCAGAGGACGAGCAACCUCCCAUCCCGUACCAACAAUGGGAACAAAUCAUCGUGGCCGUCAUUCUUGGCGCUCUAAUCAUCUGCACCAUUAUCGGAAACUGUCUGGUGUGUAUAUCCGUUGCCAUAGUGAAGCGGUUACAGUCGCCGUCCAACCUGCUGAUCGUGUCCCUGGCCGUGGCGGAUCUGUUCGUCGGGAUGACCGUCAUGCCGUUCGCCGCGGUGCGCCAGCUGUACGGCUCCUGGAUUCUGGGUACCAUCGUCUGUGACAUCUGGACCACCACGGACGUACUGCUGUGUACCUCCUCCAUCCUCAACCUGUGUGCCAUCAGCGUGGACCGCUACUUCGUCAUCACUCGACCCUUCCAGUACGCCAUGAAGCGGACGCCCAAGCGGAUGGGUCUGAUGGUGUUCAUCGUGUGGACGGUGUCCGCAGUCGUGUCCAUCCCGCCUGUCUUCGGCUGGAAGAGUCCGCACAAGCCCUACGACUGUAUCAUCAGCGAUGAUAUUGGAUAUCAGAUCUAUGCAACCCUAUGUGCCUUCUACCUUCCGCUAAUCGUCAUGAUCUGCGUCUACUUUAAAAUAUGGCGGGUGUCCUCCAAAAUCGCAAAAGCUGAGGCGAAAUCCAAGAUCGGGAGCUUCGACAAAGGCGCGGAGUUCCAGCUUGGUCGUCCGUCGCACGACUCAGGAGACAGUAGCGUCAUGCCCAACGGAUGCCUCAGAGACGGGGUUACCAACGGCGGGGGUGGAGAUGACGACGGAUCAAUAGAAAUCUUACCAAAGAAACUGGAGCCGGAGAAAUCUAGCCGGCGUCGAUUCACGAUCCGCUCUCUGAUUCCGAGACAACCCAAGCUGAGCAACACUAAGGAGAGGAAGGCCACCAAGACGCUGGGUAUCAUCAUGGGCUGCUUCACGCUGUGCUGGCUGCCCUUCUUCAUCCUCGUGCUCGUCAGUACAUUCUGCAGAGAAUGUCAAGUCCCCAUGGAACUCGCCAGUGUUCUAAACUGGCUGGGAUACGCCAAUUCUUUCCUAAAUCCUGUGAUAUAUGCACGUUUCAACCGGGAGUUUCGGACUCCGUUCAAAGAAAUCCUCCUGCUGCGCUGCCGUGGGAUUAACACUCGCAUGCGCUCUGAGAGCUACGUGGAGCAGUACGGUCCUGUGGUUUCCCACCGGGACAGUCUACGUCCACCGACAGACUCUGUUGUUCGUUACAACAGCCAGGGGCAAACUGUCGUAGCUCUUGGCAAUGGUUCUGCUAACGGAUCUAGACACACAGAGUCCAAAAUUUAAAUGCGUCAUCGAUUUUUAAAUAUUUUUUUUUCGUUAUGUAAUAACUUAUACUAUUAAGUUUCAUUUAAUUUUGUUUGGAUCUCUUCUUUACUUCACUUGCUUUAACUUUUACUGAUGUCUUUACUAGUAUAAUACGUUUGACUUUGAGUUUCCUACUGUGUUGCUGGUCCUGAGCGAUGUGGUAUACUCGGGCGGCGAACAUAUGUUUAGAUAGUUGAAUUGAAUUCAUUCUAAGUUAUAAGUUUUACGUAUAAUUUUGCCAGUGGUGAAACUUAAUCUGUGUGUGCUACAUAAGUGAUAUUAUAUGUUAAGUAUACUGCUAACUUGUCCUGAUUUUACACACACACGCACAAACACACACACACAAACACACACACAAACACACACACACACACACACACACACACACACAUAUGAUUUAUUUCUCUCUUGUACACCCUUGUUCUCGUAAAUAUUUCUAUCGGUGGCGUUUGGAAUGAGCCUUUUAAAUGAAAGAUACGGCUGUAACUUCAAGCUCACCAAGUGUGAUUCCUGUAAGACAUGCCGGAUAGUAUGCUUGGUGAAUCUAUCUUGAACAUCCACAGUCAUAGAGGAAAAGCUGUCUGCCUUGCUCCCAACAACUCUGUGCCAGUGAGUUUUCCAAAGGCGAUGUAUGCUUAGAAAAAUGGCAAUUAUAAGCAAUUAUCUACUUAAGCUUUCCUAGGCAAUGUGUGUAAUUAGUGAGAAAUAACUACCAAAAGAAAAAAGCUAUAAAUUGAUAUAUGUUUAAAACCCGGAAACAAACUUUGAAGACUAUCUUUCUUUCUGUUCGCUUCCUCGUGAGCUUUUAAAGGAAGACUAUUGUCCAAAGAAAAUUCCAUAGCUGCAGAUAGGGCUCUUUCUUCACUCACAUCAAGUUUUCACAUAAACUAUUUUCCCUGCUAUCUUGUAAUUCAGUUUGUUUUGAUAUACAUAUUAUAUUUGGCAUUUCCCCUGAAGAUCUCGUCUUUAUUGUAAUAUAGGCCUUUAAUAAAAAACGAUCACAGCCGGACACACGCUCAAAGAUUUGUCCUCACGUUGGUCACAAGUAGCAAUAAUUCAUCUGGAUGCGCAACGAACGCAUCUGUUGGAAAGAAUCGUCUCCCACAUAAUUUAUAUGACUGCAAUAUUUUCUAUUUUCGUGAGGCUUUGUUUGACUAGAAUUUGUUCCACUCUUCAUCUCUUUCUGUCUUGGAAAGUCACAAGCUAGUCUCCGGAGUUGCAGGAAGUCCAUGUCGAGUAAUCGAGACCUGUUCUGCUUUCUUCCAACAGUGGAGAAAAAAUGGGCGGCCAAGUCGUGGUGUCUGCAUUUCAUCGAAAAUGCUCUAUCUCUUUUAAAACAACAUUAAGGCUGGAACGUUCUUUCGUUGUAUAAACUUGCCUUGUUGAACAAAACUAUAGUUAGACAGACAUGUACUUGCUUCUGUGAGAAGGUUUUUAUAAUUCGUACUUGCUCUUCUAUUAACAUCAAGCGAUAUGUAACAGUAAUGUUAGGCCUUCAAAGUGUUACAUUUACAGUGUGGAUCCCGUACCAUCUUGACCAUAAUUUACUAUAGAAUGGUAAGCUAUUUUUCCCAAGGAGGAUAGGUAGAAUAAACAGCCUAGUGUUGGUUUGAUAUAACAAACUGACCGUGUCUGGAUGUUGUGAUCUUGCGCAAUGACGACUGCUUUAUGUGUACCACACACGAUGAUAUUAACAGUGAUAUAUUUUGUAUCCCUUUCUAAAUUGCGUUUUCUUGCAUAAAUUAAUAUGCUUGUAUUUCCGGUUACAUCUCCCUCCCCUCCCUAGCAUCCCAAUACCCCCUAUUGUUAUGCCUUUGAUAAAACUCACUAACAAUGUUAUAACAUUUCAACGCUGCUGUUCUUCUGUCAUUUUAGUUGUGGUUCAAAGGAAUCAAAACUGUAUUGAUGUGAUCUGAAAAUCAUGCAGCCUCAUUAGAUCCAUUUAUGCUGUGUGCUUAAGUAUCAAUGUAGUAGCCGUUAAUGUUUUGUCAUGAUCAUUUAUCAGUGUGUCAUAUUAUGCAUAAUGUUAUGAUACGUGUAUUAACCACUAUGAACAUAAUAUAUAUUAUUAACCACUUGCAAAAUGUGAUUCAGCACCUUGAUAUAAUACUUUUUAGCGAUGUACUGAUUGCGAACACAACACGUACGUGCCAUACUGAAGAAAUGCGAACUUAUUUUCAUAUCGACUGAGCUACCGAUUCCCAGAAAGCUUGCCUAAAUGUCAUCCAAACAAACGUUGUUUAUUCGAGUUACUUUUAUUUUGUAGAUACUAAUACAAUCUUUGUUUUGAAUACUCUCCCCGUAAUAUUAUGUUCAGCUUGCCGAGACUAGCAGUCACGACAAAGUGUGUGCUGGAGAAUAUUAGACUUAAUUACUUGUUUUCAUAAUGUUUGAUCUUGUACAAAUAAGGUCAUUGCUAAUUUAUUGUAUGAUAAUACAAAACACACUUGGCCCGUAGUUUAUUUAAUGAUACAUUAGCAUGAAACACGCGUGUUUCUUGUAAAAUUGAUAGGUGAAUGUUUGAUUAGUAAUAAUGUAAAUUAUUGUUUUUUAUAUAAUAUAUCGAAAG
Molecule: messenger RNA, 4872 nt
Organism: Aplysia californica (California sea hare)
Lineage: Eukaryota; Metazoa; Mollusca; Gastropoda; Aplysiida; Aplysiidae
Product: 5-hydroxytryptamine receptor 1A
Exons: 2
Coding region: 825-2282 (485 amino acids)
Biological process (GO): adenylate cyclase-activating adrenergic receptor signaling pathway
Cellular component (GO): membrane
Molecular function (GO): G protein-coupled amine receptor activity
Source: RefSeq, a predicted model, not a curated record